CUACUGGAAUGAAACAUAGUGAUCAGCCACCCAAAGUGUCUUCUCCUGUGGCUGAGAUGGAGACUCCUUUACAAAGAGCGCAGAAGUAUAGGAACGAAGGAAAUGUAUGUUUCAAAACUGGAAAAUAUAAUGAAGCUAUUGCUGAAUAUACUAAAGCAAUCGAUAUUUGUCCCAAGGAGAAUAAGGAUGAACUCGCGACUUUUUAUCAAAAUAGAGCGGCUGCGUAUGAGCAAUUGAAAAAAUAUAGUUCCGUAAAGGCAGAUUGUACAAAAGCGUUAGAACUAAAUCCAGAAUAUAUUAAAGCUUUGCUACGUCGGGCACGUGUAUUGGAGCAAACAGGGGAUUUGGAGGCCGCUUUUAAGGAUAUGACUACUGCCUGUAUUCACAAAAACUUUUCCGAUCAAGCUUCCCUUUUAAAGGCAGAAAUAAUCUUAGAAAAGCUUCUUGAACAAGUCCAGGAAAAUGUAACAUCCGAAAAUUUUUUUAUGCUAACUACUCAUGCCAUUGAAAUAUAUUAUAUUAGAGCUUUCUGUAACGAUCCAGUACUUUCUAGACUUGAACAUCCAGAAAACAUUCCAGAAUUUUUCAAGAAACCAUUACAAGCGUUAAAAAACAAGGAAUAUCAUAAUAUAAUACCGUUGUGCACAGAAGUCAUUGAAAGCCCUAGAUUUGAUAAAUUACCUUCCUCUAAACUAGAGGUGGUGUUAUUACGAGCUACAUUUAACUCAUUUCGGAGCGAUUAUUCUGCUGCGAUUCAUGAUUUUAAAAUUAUUUUAUCUAGUGAAGAUGCACUUGAUGAUGUAAGGGUAAACGCCUUGAUAAAAAAAGCAAAUCUACAUAGAAAAAUUGGGAAUCGAUAUUUGAUUUUUAAGGACUUUGAUUUAGCCGUUAUGAUAAAUCCAAGUUGUAGCGAUAUCUACUAUCAUAGAGGACAGGCGUAUUUGGAUAUUCAAAUGCUAGACGAAGCUAAGCGCGAUUUCGAAAAGGUCGUUGAAUUGAAUCCAAACUUCAGUGCGGCACAUAUGCAGAAAUGGUAUGCAAAUUAUCAUUUUGCAGUAUUGAACGGAGAUUUAAGUUUAGCCGAAAUGACUGUAAGAGAUGUUGAAAAAGCUUUUAAUAUCGAAAAGUACUCGAAUCCUCCUGAAAGUGUAUGUUGUUGUAUUUUGUAUGCUCAGAUAAUGUCCAAAACUGAACAGUAUCAAAAGGCUGAUACUUAUUUUGUUAAAGCAAUAGAGGAAGAUCUAAAUUACGCUAUUGUUUAUCUGUCAUUGUGGAACUGUAAUCUUGAUAACACUGUGGAAUACUUGAACAAAGUAUUAAAAUUGGAGACGUGCUCUAAUGGAGGCAGGCUUAGAUGUAUUGAAAUGUUAAGAACAAUCGAAAUACAACGAGGGAACAUAGAAGAAGCAAUAAAAUUAUCUGAUAAGGCUUUAGCAUUUUGUCGCACAUUCAAGGAACUGUUAUACAUAUACAAUAUAGAUGCUAUAAAGAGACAUCUUAAUAUACAACAUCCAUUUGGACAUGUUAUUCAUUUCCUUCGAUCAUAUUCUCAAUUUAUCGAUGUUCAAAAUGCACAAGAAUCCGACAAACGUAUCCCCAUUGACAGCGAUGGGCCAUCCAAAGUGCCUUUUUCUGUAGCUGAAUCGAAGACUCCUUUACAAAGAGCGCAGAAGUAUAGGAACGAAGGAAAUGUAUGUUUCAAAACUGGAAAAUAUAAUGAAGCUAUUGCUGAAUAUACUAAAGCAAUCGAUAUUUGUCCCAAGGAGAAUAAGGAUGAACUCGCGACUUUUUAUCAAAAUAGAGCGGCUGCGUAUGAGCAAUUGAAAAAAUAUAGUUCCGUAAAGGCAGAUUGUACAAAAGCGUUAGAACUAAAUCCAAAAUAUAUUAAAGCUUUGCUACGUCGGGCACGUGUAUUAGAGCAAACGGGGGAUUUGGAAGCAGCCUUGAAGGAUAUGACUACCGCGUGUAUUUACGAAGGGUUUUCUAAUCCUAAUUCCGUAAAGGCACUAAUAAUCUUCGAAAAGCUUGUGAAACAACAUGCUCAUGAUGAUUGGGCAAACAGAAAAUUACUUAUGCUAAUUGAUAAGGCUUCCAUCGAAAUUUAUAUUAUAUCUUUUUCUCAAGAUCCAGUGUUUUCUAAACUUCGAUGUCCAAAAAAUAUUCCAGAAUUUUUUAAAAAGCCACUACAAGCAUUAAAAGAUACGAAAUAUGAUGACGUAAUACCAUUGUGUACGGAAAUUAUUGAAAGUCCGGAAUUUAAUAUAUUACCUUCAACUAAACUCGAGGUGUUAUUAUUACGAGCUACAUUUUAUUCAUUUUUGGACAAAUACUAUCUUGCAUUCCAAGACUUAGAAUGUAUACUGAACAUCGAAUAUGCAUCCGAUGAUGUAAAGAUAAACGCCUUGUUAAAGAUGGCGGACUUACGUCUGGCUAUCAUGGGUGAUCUAAACAUGGCCUUCAUGCAUUUCGAGUUAGCCAUUAGUAUAAAUCCGCAUUGCAGCGAUAUUUACUAUCGGAGAGGACGGUUAUAUAUGCACAUUGGCAAACUAAACAAAGCUAAACACGAUUUUGAAAAGGCUCUUGAAUACAAUCCAAAUUUUAACAUGGCAUGCAUACAAAAAUCCUAUACAGAUUAUUGUAUUGCGAUGUUAAAUAAAGAUGUAAGAUUAGUCGAAGCGGCUGUGAGAGCUUUCGAGAAAGUUUUCAAAAAAUUUAUAAACCUUCCUGAGUGUAUAAUCUGUUAUCGUUAUUAUUGUAAGAUGAUGUCCGAAACUCGUCAGUACCAAAAAGCUCAUAUUUAUUUUACUAAAAUAAUAAAGAAACAUCCGGAGAACACAUCUAUGUCUUUAAUUUAUCUAGAGAGGGCCUUUUUGCAAUUUGAUUGGAGCGGUUAUUAUGAUAAAGCUGUGAAAUACUUUAAGAAAGCGAUAGAAUUAGAUGAAAAGUGCAGUCUUGCAUAUAAAGCGUUAGGGAUCAUCGAAAUAAAAAGGAGAAACCUAGAAGAAGCAAUAAGAUUGUUUGACAAAGCUAUAGUGUACUGUCCUAUAUUUAAGGAACUGCUAAAACUAUACUUCUUGAGAGACGCAGCAAAAGUAGAACUUAAUGUCAAGAAUCAAUUCGGGGAUAAGUAUUUCGAUUUUUUCGGUCGUUAUCUUGGUUCGCGGAUAUUCGUGUUGCGAAGUACGGACGAAUCCAUCAAGGGUUCAGUUACGAUUUUAUGUUAAGAUACCACUCUUGAACACUAUAUAUAUAUAU
This is a messenger RNA of Trachymyrmex cornetzi, 3255 nucleotides long. RefSeq lists its product as uncharacterized. The record is from RefSeq and is a predicted model, not a curated record. The coding region runs from base 9 to 3224 and encodes 1071 amino acids. Lineage: Eukaryota; Metazoa; Arthropoda; Insecta; Hymenoptera; Formicidae. Gene Ontology annotation, biological process: protein insertion into mitochondrial inner membrane; protein import into mitochondrial matrix. Gene Ontology annotation, molecular function: transmembrane protein transporter activity; protein binding. Gene Ontology annotation, cellular component: mitochondrial outer membrane. The transcript has 15 exons.